Messenger RNA from Plasmodium coatneyi, 1686 nucleotides. RefSeq lists its product as uncharacterized. Gene Ontology annotation, cellular component: membrane. Bases 1 to 1686 code for a protein of 561 amino acids. Gene Ontology annotation, molecular function: nucleoside diphosphate phosphatase activity. NCBI's taxonomy places the organism in Eukaryota, Apicomplexa, Aconoidasida, Haemosporida, Plasmodiidae. The record is from RefSeq and is a predicted model, not a curated record. The transcript has 4 exons. Gene Ontology annotation, biological process: nucleoside diphosphate catabolic process.
AUGAAAAAUGGAAGAGGCGCCCCCAAGCAGCCGUUUCGAUUACUAGCGCUGGUGUGCGUGAUAAUAAUAUGCCUAUGGAUAAGCGCGAGUGAGAAACAAACCACGGAUGGAAGUCAUCUCUACAAGUCAGUCGUCAUUGACGCAGGGUCCACGGGAACGAGGGUACACAUAUACAACUACAAAAUUUUGGAUGAAGAAAAAGGAAUUAACGUACACAUUCCAUCGAUCAGUUACAGAACAACACCAGGGAUUGUGUACCUCCUAAAUAACUACUUUUCCAAUGAUGAGAAAGAACCCUUUUAUGAGUAUUUUAAAAAUAUAAAAGAAUUUUUGUAUGAACAUGUUAAGGUGAAGGAAAGGUCAAGCACACCCAUCAUGAUUCGCGCGUCAGGAGGAUUCAGACUGCUUAGCAUAACAGAGUCUGAAAAUUACAUAAAUUUUUUAAAGCAAUAUUUUUUAAGUAACUUUAGUGACUUUCUACUAAUUGAUGAGUUACUUAUCAAGGUGCUAAGUGGGAAGGAAGAAGCCAUUUUGUCCUUCGUUUCGAUUUACGCCCUUCUGGAGAAGUUCAACCCCAGUCCUGUAACGUUUACCAGUUUGGGGAAGCCCAACGGGGAGAAUGGCACUACCACAUCGAAGGUUACCACGGGAGAGGAUUCCCAAGGAAGUAUAUUGGCCGAAGGGACCAAUGGGGGGGACGACAUUAUAGGCGUCCUGGAGCUGGGGGGCGCCACUGCCCAGGUAGUUAUCAAAUUUCCUCUGUCCAAAAUGAAUGAAGAUAUAAAAAAUUUAUUUAAUUAUAAACAUAGUGAAAAAAGGAAGAAGAGUGUGAUAGAAGAAAAUUAUAAAAAUAAGAACGUGGUGAAAAUUCACCUCUUUGAUGAUGAUAUUUACCUUUAUUGCAAAAGUUACCUCGUGCUGGGAAGGCAGAAUGCCAUGAAGACGUACCUCCACUAUAUUAUUCAUCAGCACAACAAGGAUGAGCAGGUGGAGGGGAAGGGCAUCACCGGAGGGGAGAAGAAUUCCCAAGUUGUCAUGAACGCACAAAAUAAUGCGAAGGAUAAAAAUAAAUUCAUUCCAGUUGCAUGUUUCCCAAAGGACUUCAAAUUUUACGUCAAUAAUUUAUAUGAGACGUCUAUUGAGGAGGAGCUCCACGAGUACGACGGGAAGACGGAGAUGAGUGAAGACGACUACGUCGCCGUGGGUACCGGGGAUAUCGACUUGUGCCGGUCGCAAGUACAGACUAUCCUUAACUACUCACAAAUUGACGACCUUCCAUUUAAGAUGAAACGGUUUAUAAAGCUCUACGGUAUUGAGAAUUUCCACCACUUUGCCAUAGACAUUCUGAACCUCCCUGAAAGCUUCAACCCCAUUGAACUAAACUCAAAUAUGUACUUGGAAAAGGCGAAAGAAAUAUGCCCACUGACCAUUGACGAAAUUGUGAAGGUGGUUCGGCCCGACGCGAACAUCGAGAAGGCGCAGACGUCCUGUUUCGGGCUGAUAUUCCUGUACGAGUUCAUGCGGCAUAUCCUGAAGAUUGACGACCCCAUAGCAUUUCAAUCGACGAACUACAUAAACAAAAUCAGCAUCACCUGGACAGUGGCCGUUCUGCUAAUGGAGCUCCCGCCCCACUUGCACACAAUUAAAAAGCAGACAAAGGAACCCUAUCUGAACGAUGAACUGUGA